Messenger RNA from Miscanthus lutarioriparius, 879 nucleotides. Lineage: Eukaryota; Viridiplantae; Streptophyta; Magnoliopsida; Poales; Poaceae. The record is from the annotation of a GenBank genome assembly.
AUGCAGGGCGGCGUCUCCGGAUUCCAGAACGCGCCGGUGACGCGGGCGGUCGUCCUCUCGAGCGGCCUCCUGUCCGUCGUCUUCAGCGCGCAGCGCCGCGCCCGCGCCCUCGGCAUCUCAUACCAGGACACUAUAACGAAUUUCCGUUUAUGGAAGAUAUUCCCAUCUGUAUUUGCUUUUCAGUCAACACCGGAGUUAAUGUUUGGACUGUAUCUUCUGUAUUACUUCCGUGUGUUUGAGAGGCAGAUAGGCUCUAACAAAUACUCGGUUUUUUGUCUGUUCACUAUCACAGCAUCAUCACUCCUCGAGAUCCUGUCAUUGGUUAUCCUGAAAGAUACAAACUACAUCAGUACGCUUGCAUCAGGGCCUUAUAGUCUCAUAUUUGCCUCUUUUGUUCCGUUCUUUCUUGACAUUCCAGUCACAUCACGGUUCCGUAUUUUUGGCCUGAAUUUCAGUGACAAAUCGUUCAUUUACUUAGCUGGUCUUCAGCUCCUUUUAUCUUCUUGGAAGCGCUCCCUUAUUCCUGGUAUAUUCGGUCUGGUUGCUGGUUCUCUCUAUCGUCUAAAUGUGCUUGGCAUCCGCAAGAUGAAGCUUCCACAGGUUAUUUCAUCAUUUUUUGCAAGAUACUUCGCCCCUUCCCCAGGAAGCACAUCUCGCCCCUCCAGGAGUCUUGUUGGAAACACACCGUCCCAAACAGGCCGUGCUGUUCAGAAUCAGCCAUCAACUGGAUUUGCACCUCUCGUGGAGCCUCCAGAGUCCUCCGUUGCUAUGCUGGUCUCAAUGGGCUUUGAUGGCAAUAACGCAAGGCAGGCACUCGUGAGGGCAAGAAAUGACAUCAACGUGGCAACGAACAUCCUACUGGAAGCACAGUCUCAUUGA